Molecule: messenger RNA, 4363 nt
Organism: Callithrix jacchus (white-tufted-ear marmoset)
Lineage: Eukaryota; Metazoa; Chordata; Mammalia; Primates; Cebidae
Gene: PRELP
Product: proline and arginine rich end leucine rich repeat protein
Cellular component (GO): extracellular exosome
Molecular function (GO): protein binding; heparin binding
Source: RefSeq, a predicted model, not a curated record
CCACUAAGCUAACCUCCCCACCCCAAUAGGAUCUGGUGGAAGAAAAGUCAGGCAAACACAGCACGCACGCACCACUGGGAGAUCAGAACUUCUAGCUGGCUCUCUGCUGCCACAGCUCCGUCGAAGGGAGGGGCGGAAGACGAGGACUAAACUCACAGCUGAGAGGAGAGGAAGGCGUGUGCAGCUUUUCCUGAGCAUCUGACCUAGAAUUCAGCAGCUGGUGAGUGGCUUCUGUUGCCUUCCUUUGAUCAAAGCCAGCGAGGAGCCAGGCACUGGGUCAGGGAAGAAAAGAGUCUCAGCUGACACGGGUUCAAAGGGAAGGCAGCAGAGGCAGGGUGUCUGAAUCAACCCAGAGAUCACAGGGUCCAGAUGCAAGCUGGGGACAUACUCCAGCCCAGCCUAUCUCAGAGAAGCCUGCAUCCCAGUGUGGCCAGACCUCGAGGCAGUGGAAAGAACACCCCAAUUCUGAGGAAGAGGUGCAUCACCUGGAUCAUGAGGUCAUCCCUCUGCUGGCUUCUCCCACUUCUCAUCUUGGCCUCAGUGGCCCAAGGCCAGCCAACAAGACGACCAAGACCUGGGACUGGGCCCGGGCGCAGACCCAGACCCAGGCCCCGGCCCACACCCAGCUUUCCUCAACCUUAUGAACCAGCAGAGCCAACAGACCUGCCUCCUCCCCUCCCUCCAGGCCCUCCAUCCAUCUUCCCUGACUGUCCGCGCGAAUGCUACUGUCCCCCUGAUUUCCCAUCUGCCCUCUACUGUGAUAGCCGCAACCUGCGCAAGGUCCCUAUCAUCCCACCCCGCAUCCAUUACCUCUAUCUCCAGAACAACUUCAUCACUGAGCUCCCCGUGGAGUCCUUCCAGAAUGCCACAGGCCUGCGAUGGAUUAACCUGGACAACAACCGGAUCCGCAAGAUAGACCAGAGGGUGCUGGAGAAACUGCCCGGCCUAGUGUUCCUCUACAUGGAGAAGAACCAGCUGGAAGAGGUCCCCUCAGCCCUGCCCCGGAACCUGGAGCAGCUGCGGCUGAGCCAGAACCACAUCUCCAGAAUCCCGCCUGGCGUCUUCAGCAAGCUGGAGAACCUGCUACUCCUGGAUCUCCAGCACAACAGGCUGAGCGACGGCGUCUUCAAGCCCGACACCUUCCAGGGCCUCAAGAACCUCAUGCAGCUCAACCUGGCCCACAACAUCCUGAGAAAGAUGCCGCCCAGGGUCCCCACCGCCAUUCACCAGCUCUACCUGGACAGCAACAAGAUUGAGAACAUCCCUAACGGUUACUUCAAGAGCUUUCCCAAUCUUGCCUUCAUUCGACUCAACUACAAUAAGCUGACAGACAGGGGACUCCCCAAGAACUCCUUUAACAUCUCCAACCUGCUUGUGCUCCACCUGUCACACAACAGGAUCAGCAGCAUGCCCGCCAUCAACAACAGGCUGGAACACCUGUACCUCAACAACAACAGCAUCGAGAAAAUCAACGGAACCCAGAUUUGCCCCAACGACCUAGUAGCGUUCCAUGACUUCUCCUCGGACCUGGAGAACGUGCCACACCUGCGCUACCUGCGGCUGGAUGGGAACUACCUGAAGCCGCCCAUCCCGCUGGACCUCAUGAUGUGCUUCCGCCUCCUGCAGUCCGUGGUCAUCUAGGCCCUGCUCCGCCACGGAUCCGAUCUGACCGCACUUGAAGGCUGGGGCCCAGGCGCCUGUGCCCACCAUUCGUUUUCUCUCUCUCCCUUUCUUGCUCCCAGCUUUGCCUCCCUUAUCCCACCCUCGAGGCAGGGAAAAGCCUUCCAUUCUGCUGCAGCCUCAGGAGCGAGACUUCCAAGGGCUCGGUUUGGUCCCACCCCGUUGAAAGACACCCAGUGCACACCCACACUCCUGGCCUUCCGUGGUUUCCCUUUGCUCCAGAAACACAGAUGUGUCUAAAGACGUGGUGUCCCCUCUCUCUCCUCCCCCAUCCGCCGCUCCUGGCAACUUCUGGGCCACAGACUGACUGCAUCUGAUCUUGGUCCUGGCUCAGCAAGCGGCCCGGAGGUAAGGUUCAGAAAGCCCCCCUGGGGACUCCUCCAUCUUGGGCAGCUCUGGCUCAAAGAGGCCGAGAAACCCAGUUCUCCUUGGCCUCGGAUCCCUUCCGGCAAAGCUGCUGCUCCGCCGCGCGGUUCCCCGGCACCAGACAUCGCCCCGGCCCUGCUGGCCCAGGUCUCCGGGAAGGAGGAGUGAGGGAAUGACGGAGGGGCUGCAGGGUCAGAGCUCCCGCGGGGGCGUGCAUCUGGCCAGCUGGCCACAGGGAUGUUCGGGGGCCCCUCCCGCUCCAGGGUGAACAGAGCACACGCCCUCCUGGCCGGGCCUCAGGAGGAACAGCCAAGGAGAAGAACGGCCCAAGGAACUAGGAAGCAGCCAUGGGAGGAGGGCGGUUCAAGCCAGGGAUGGGCCCCCGUGGCGUCGACGGGUCCUGCGGCCCCCUGGCCCAACCUCGGGCUCGCGAGCGGCGUUCACAGUGUUUGUGUGGGGGCAGGGAGGGAAGAGACAGCAGCCCCGCCCCCGCCAUCUGUUCUGCAUCAGUGAGCGCUGCCCGGCCACUGCCACCCCCGGGAGGCGGCUCCCGAGAAACAGAGAGGAAGGGGCGGAGCAUCUGGACAUCUCCACGAAGUCCCUCCAUGUUUGAAAACGCGCCUCCGCCUCGGAGACAGACGCGUCGGUGCCACCUAGUGGCUGGUGAGGGUAACAGCUGGCCCGAGUCUUCCGCCAGGCCCUCUCCCUGGGGUGAUUUUUGUCGGUGGAGGAGCCCCGUGGGAUCCCAAUAUGGAAGAGCCGUGGGCCGUGUGCAUGGUGUCGCUCUUCUCUAGGGUCUAAAGGGCACAAUGGCCCCCAGGCUGGGGCUCAUUCCCAUCGUGAGUGAGCCCAGGUGAGGACAUAGGCGGCUCCCGUUUGUUGUAUGCCCUUUCCUGGUGGUGCCUUCUCAGUUACCGCAUCUGUAAACCGAGGAGGUGGAUAAAAUAGAUGCUCCUGGCUGGGCGUGGUGGCUCACGCCUGUAAUCCCAGCAUUUUGGGAGGCCGAGGCGGGCAGAUUAUUGCCUGAGCUGAGGAGUUCGAAACCACCCUGAUCAAUAUGGUGAAACCCCGUCUCUACUAAGAUACAAAAAAAUUAGCCAAGUGUAGUGGCGCAGGCUUGUAAUCCCAGCUACUGGGAGGCUGAGGCAGGAGAAUCGCUUGAGCCUGGGAGGUGGAGGCUGCGGUGAGCCAAGAUCAUGCCACUGCACUCCAGAUUGGGCGGCAGAGUGAGACUCUAUCUCAAAAAAGAAAAAGAAAAAGAUGCUCUUCUGAGGUCCCUCCGACGCUCAUGUUCCGAAUCUGCGGCUCCACACUUUAAAUCAUUCUCGAAUACAGGACAAGUCCUAAAUAUUUGCCCCUUCCCUUGCAGUAAUUUAUUUUUUAUAUGGACUGUUCCUCCCCCAGAGGCUUCUCCACCCUCCAUGCCUGGCCUAGGUGAGCAGCUUGGCAGGUCUUCAAGUGGAACCCGGCCCAGACAAGGCUGCCUCAACUUCACCUUUCCCCCUAACUUCCUCCAAGGGAUGAUGCCCCUUCUCAGCCCUCUGCAUGUGUAUGUUGGUGGGAGGCGCAGGGGAUGGAUGUUCUAGAAAUGAGUAAGACACAGUGCCUACCCCCAAGUUAGGUUGCGAAAGGUUCCAGAGGUCUUUAAGAAAUUGGGUCUGAAGUUAGCUGGGUCCCUAACUUCAAGAAAUUUCCAUGACGCUCCUUCUCACUUUUCUCUUUGGCUAAUUAGGGAAAAUAGAGCCCAUUUCAUCAUAGCCUCCUUCUCCUGUACUCCGUGACAAUUGCGGCAUUCAUCCUAGCUGCAGCUGGUUUCUCCAAGGCUCCUGCUUAAAGUCGACAUAUUAUUAUGGCUGAAAGCAACUUGGGCCUGGAUAAGCCCCGCUUCUGCAUCUUAUUCACAGCUUGCAACCUCAAGGUUGAUGAGGCUUUCGGGGAAGAGGUCAUUCCCUUGAUCCUACAAACCCAGACUCGUUUAGCAGCAGGGCAAUCUCCCUCAUCCCACUGCCCAAUCUAGAAUAUGUCUGCUCUCUCCAUCGCUCUCUGCAGCUGUAAGCCAGAGGGGAUUCAAGGUAAAUUGGCUUUACAGGCUCCCCUCCCCAAACACACACACCAUGUGCUGGUUUUUGUGUUUAAAAAAGCCCCCUUCUCCAUGCACAAGAUCAUUCCCUCCAACUGUCGUCAUCGACAUAUACAGGUGUGUAUGUGUACUCUGCAUGUGUAGCUCUUCUCUCUUGAAGACCGUGGUAACUUUGUGAAAUAACUUCCACAUUUCAACAUGCUUCACAGUAGAGGAAAUAAAGUAAUAUGAAAAACA